Molecule: messenger RNA, 3638 nt
Organism: Astyanax mexicanus (Mexican tetra)
Lineage: Eukaryota; Metazoa; Chordata; Actinopteri; Characiformes; Acestrorhamphidae
Gene: gpr52
Product: G protein-coupled receptor 52
Exons: 1
Coding region: 2294-3406 (370 amino acids)
Biological process (GO): G protein-coupled receptor signaling pathway
Cellular component (GO): membrane
Molecular function (GO): G protein-coupled receptor activity
Source: RefSeq, a predicted model, not a curated record
UCCUGUUUGUUGCCCCAUGUCAGCUGCUCUUUGGGAGGGGUCCGAGCUAGCUAAAAUGCCUGGCAACUGUAACCAAGGGGCAGGGAUAGCUGGGCUUGGUCAUUGGUCUGUGCAAGUGAUUUGAGGCACAGUGGCUGAGGGUAGAGGGAGGAGGGGAUGAGGAAAAGGGAGAGAGAGAGAGAGGGAGAAGGGAGGGGUAAUAAAGAGAGGAGAGGGAAAAAUGAGGGCAGGGAGCUGUUGGAGUCAUGAGAGCGGGAUAAAAACCUUUGAUUAGUUUUGAAUAGGAAUCAUCUUGGAUGUGCAUCUCGAGGAGGCUAAUGAGAGAAUGGGGGAGGGGAGAGAGACAAAGACAAAGAGAGGAAAAGGAAGAGAGAGACAGGGAAAAAGAAAAGCAGUUUGAGGAGUUGGAGAGGAAGAGGACCUCAGGUGCAGCCCAAACAGGAGGACAGGGAAACUAUGUGAGAGAGCAAGCGAGUGAGCGAGCGAUGAGAGAGGGAGGGAGAGAGAAAAGCUGGCAGUGAGGGAGGGAGUGUGUGAAACAGACCGAGCGUGAGAGUGAGCGAGCAAGAGAGAGAGAGUGAACGGGGAGAGGCAAGUGGAAGCCACUCGCAGCAUCUCUUUCCCACUGCGCCAGCGGUAUAGUGGUACAGCGCUGCUACUUGCUGUAACAGCGCUGCUAGUUACCACCGCUUUACCGGUCACCUACACUCAUCUUUCUGUUCCAGCUUUAUUUUCUUUAUUUCCUAUUUCUUGGAUUUUUUAAUUCUUUUGGAUAUACAGCAUCAAGCAGGGGACUGGUGUCAGGCUGAGGAAGCUCGCAGGGUGCUGGGACAGCUGGCUAAAGAAAAAGAUUGUGGCAGCAGCGGCUUCCGGAUUCUUCUCAUGUAUUUAUCUCCAGCUGAUUUUUUGCUGUCUGUUGCCGCUGUGCGCUGCUUAGCAGAGGAGACCUUUUGACAGAACAAAAGAAGGAAAAUCAAAGAGAGACUGCCGCAUGGACUUUAGCAACACUGACACCUGAGCCGAACCAGGCAUAUCAGCACUGACAGGUACUGAUAAGAGGAUGUACCGAGGGUUUGAUGUGACUUUUUGAAGAAGAACCACCUGGGGGAAAUCCUCUGCACAAGUUGAUAUGGAAUGAGGGAAGGAAGGAUGCACAUAUUAUGACUUGUCUCUUGUUCAGAAUACCUGAGAAGGCAGUUUCAGCUAGGGAGCAAGGACCCUUUGGAAACACUGGCCUUAUCUCAAACGUAACAUGAUGUUUUUUCUUGUUGUUUCAUGGAAGUUAUGUUCAUGACAAGUAUACUGAUUUGGAGUAAUUGGACCGGACCGAAGGUGAACACACAUAACAAGGUCCUCACGUUUUGAUUAUUUCAGUUUUGCCCUCCCCAGAUGACUGUCCCAGAACGGUCUGCAGAAACAAGAGCUCUGACAGAAACUCCCACAGCGUGCUCUGUGUUUAUCUACAGCGUGUCUGUGUUUGGAUUUUGGACAAUAGAACUCCAACGGGGGGGUCCAGACAGCGGCUGUUAGGUCCACGCUCCAAAAGCCACAUUUAGAAACAUAGAGAAUGUGUUUAUGUCCAAUUCAAGUAUGUGCUAAAACCAGUGAAACAUUCAUAGCUGCUCUGAAUUUCUGGGAUUUUAUUCUAGUUGACUCUACUGUACCCCUUGCAGUGAAUUUGCAAUUUUUUUUGUUUCCCCAUAGAUGUCCUUUUUUAUUUAUCGGAAACUGAGAACUCCUAUACGCUAGGGUAUUACCAGAUGCUGACAGAAGUGCCUAGGAAAGUGCUGUGCUGCUUCUUGUCAUGACUUGUUCUCAAAUCCUUUGCAUUUUGCCCUUGUAAGGACAGUCAAGGAAAUUGGUAGGCACUGAUGUUGCAGUUUGCUGUCAAGGGGAGCUCUCAGAGCCCUGGUAAACCAUGCCAACUGAAAGGCUGUCGACAUCAUCAUGCUGCUCUUUCAUGAUUCACACUGUUUCCAGAACCUGUUGUCUUUUUUUUGUGAAAGAACUUCUGUCUGGCAAAUAUUGGCCAUUUUUAAAGCAUGACUGAUAAGGAAAGAGAAGUGGACAUCCCUUUUUCCUUUUCUUUGAUUGAUAACAUUGAUUUUUGCCUGUGCGCACAGAGAUCAAGCUGUGUGAGAAGCAGAGGAGAGAUGUAAACUGAAAGUAGUCCGAGUUGUGUUUGAUCAAGGAGAUUACUUUUAAGGAGCAGAUGGAAUUUCACUUACAGGACAUCUGCACUGAGCCUUGAGUAGAACAACAGACUUUAACCUAGCUGGACAGGUGCAGGACAAUGAACCGGUCAGGACUGAUCGAGCCAGUCCCUACUGGAAACAGCAGUUUUGGCAAUACCUUCAGUGUGUCUCUGAACCACUCAUGUCCUCUGGGUUGGGCGCAAAACCAGGGCAUUGAGGCUUGUGUCUUGGAGACCGCUGUCAUUGUUCUGUUGACUGUGCUCAUCAUUGCUGGAAAUUUGACUGUCAUCUUUGUGUUCCAUUGUGCCCCCUUGCUGCACCACUACACCACCAGCUACUUCAUUCAGACCAUGGCCUACGCUGACCUGCUGGUAGGACUAAGCUGCCUGGUGCCCACGCUUUCCCUGCUACACUACCCAGCUGGUGUCCAAGAGCCUCUCACCUGCCAGGUGUUCAGCUAUGUCAUCUCUGUGCUCAAGAGUGUUUCGAUGGCUUGUCUGGCCUGUAUAAGUGUGGAUCGCUAUCUGGCCAUUACCAAGCCCCUGUCUUACAACCAACUGGUGACACCAUGUCGUUUGCGCUGCUGCAUCAUCCUGAUUUGGAUCUACUCUUGUGUUGUGUUCCUCCCGUCUUUCUUUGGCUGGGGGAAACCUGGGUACCAUGGAGACAUCUUCGAAUGGUGCGCCAAUUCCUGGCCAACCUCUGCCCUCUUUACCGGCUUUGUGGUGUGCCUCCUGUAUGCUCCAGCAGCCCUUGUGGUCUGCUUCACCUACUUUCAUAUCUUUCGCAUCUGCCAGCAGCAUAAUCGAGAGAUUAGCGAGCGGAGAGCACGCUUUCCCAGCCAAGAGAUGGAGGCCAGUGAAGGAGGACACCAAACAGGCCAUGGGCCGGACAGGCGCUAUGCCAUGGUACUCUUCCGUAUCACCAGCGUCUUCUACAUGCUCUGGCUCCCCUACAUCAUCUACUUUCUCCUGGAGAGCUCCCACGUUCUGGACAGCCCUGCACUGUCCUUUGUCACCACCUGGUUAGCGAUCAGCAAUAGCUUCUGCAACUGCGUCAUCUACAGCCUGUCCAACAGCGUGUUCCGGCUAGGCAUGCGUAGGCUCUCACAAACGCUCUGUUCCUCUUGCUCUUUCAGCCCUUGUGCUCAUGAUGACAUGGACUUCAGGGAGCCAAAGCCUAGGAAGAGAGCCAACUCAUGUUCAAUCUGAGGACCGGUUUUUGUGUCGAUCUUAAGCUGCUAAACACUUAUAGCGAGGGGACUAUCCCAGAAGGAGAAUGGAUUUCAUAAAGUUAUUGAGAUGGGUUAUUUCGAUCAUAAUUUAUGACUGUUCGUUAAAAGGGUCACCUUACUGCAUUUCUCUGAAUUGUAUGAGAACCCUCCUCUUGCUUACAAGCUGGUGGAUGAUGGUUUCUGAUAUACGUUGACGACAUUCCCUGUAA